Lasiosphaeria miniovina is the source of this 1644-nucleotide messenger RNA. RefSeq names its product WD40-repeat-containing domain protein. Gene Ontology annotation, cellular component: ESC/E(Z) complex. Gene Ontology annotation, molecular function: nucleosome binding; protein binding. Bases 1 to 1512 code for a protein of 503 amino acids. Gene Ontology annotation, biological process: negative regulation of transcription by RNA polymerase II; heterochromatin formation. The transcript has 10 exons. The record is from RefSeq and is a predicted model, not a curated record. Lineage: Eukaryota; Fungi; Ascomycota; Sordariomycetes; Sordariales; Lasiosphaeriaceae.
AUGUCAAACGAGUGGGAGCUUCCCAGGCUUCGUGCAUCCUUCAUACUGCAGGUAUGUUGCCAAAGAAAGAAAAAACACCAUCGCGGAGGCCAGGAUUGCGGUAUUUUCUUCGACAUAAAGUUCUACCCCUACAAUCCUGCCGGUGCCAGUCCCAUCUUUGGCGCCGUGAGCAAGAAGCAUGUGGUUAUUUGUCGCCUCCCGCCUGCCAGCGAUAAGGAUCCAGUCAAUUGCGAGAUUCUGCUCAUUAUCAGAGACGGGGAUGAAGACGGAAGCAACCACGCCUGUUGCUGGUCAAGGGACCCCGAGACUGGACACCCCUGGAUCCUCGUUGCUGGUGAUGAUGCCAGGAUCAAAGUGUACGACGUGAAGGAAGGAACGCUCAUCAAGACACUUGUUGGACAUGGUGACGGAAUCAAUGACCUCGCCACAUCGCCAAUGAACCCUCUGAUUAUCGCCUCAGCUGCAGAUGACACCACGAUCCGCAUAUGGAGCCUGGCAUCUGCUCAUGCGCAGCAGCCGUGCGUUUGUCUGCUUGGCGGUGAGGGCCAUGUCUGGGACCUUUUGAGCGUUAAUUUCCACGAUUCAGGACGCUACGUCUUGUCUUCAGGACAUGACCAGGUCAUCAAUCUCUGGACUGUCCCGGAAACCUCCAACGAGCAUGUCGAGGUCCCUGCCGUCGUCCAUUACCCGCACUUUUCCACGUCAGAAGUCCACAACAACCUCGUAGACUGUGUCGCCUUCUAUGGAGAUCUCAUCCUCUCGCGAGCCUGCCACGAGGACUCGAUUGUUCUGUGGCGCAUUGAGGGCUUCUCGUCAGACGACCCGCCGCCGACUGCCGCGCAGGCGCCAACAACGUACGAUCCUAGCAAGAAGACGCGUUCGGCGUUUGGGUCCACGCUGUCGCCGGCGCAGCCCGCCCACUUCACGCGUCUGAUGACGUUCCACACGGCUGAGUGCAAGACGCAGUUCUUCCUGCGAUUCCGCAUGUUCCACGCGCCGGGCCGACACCCGGUGCUAGCCUUUUGCAACGCCAAGGCCAAGACUAUGUUCUGGGAUCUGGCGCGCUUUACGGCGUAUAACGAGUUCAUGGAAGGCCUCAAGGCGCGGCAGCGGAGCAAGACGGCGGCGGCGCUGCCCCCUGUUGAGAAGCCAGCCUGGCUGCCGGCGAAGAAGGCGCCCGCCAAGAAGCCCGACACAGCGACAACGACGCUGCGCCACGCCGCGGCCGCCGCCGAGACGGAGUCGCCCAGCCCCGACCCCGAGAACCUGACCAGCCUGGGCGGCUUCACGCAGAAGACGCUCAAUGAGUGGACAGAGAUGUAUGACACAACCAACUCGCACGGCCUGAUCAAACCCCAUAAGACAGGGUCUGUAGAUGGAGGCUUGUUUGUGGGUAGGCAGGUCGGCUGGAGCCCCGAGGGCGACUAUUGCAUCGUCGUCGGAGCCGGCAACCGCGUCCUCAUCUUUCAGCGAUGGGGCAAGGACCAGAAGGCGUCCACGCCGGGCGUUUGAGCGCGCUGGCUCUUUUCGGCUUGGCUGGUGGUCAUGUUUUUACUCGUUGGUUGAUUAGGGGAAGGUAGAUGGCGCGAAUGCGGAAAAUUGGGCGGCCGGGCGGGCACGCCCAUGUCCUUUUUUUUUUUUUUA